AUGGAUAUAUUGAAUGUUGCAAAAAAAUUAAAUGAUGAAAAACAUCAUUCCGUUCGAAAUGAUGAUGUAUUUAUUGAUCGACUCAAUCAUAAAUAUACAGUAACAAUGAUUUUAGUUUUUGCUGUUAUUGUUACAACUGAACAAUAUAUUAUGUCACCUAUAAAAUGCUGGGUACCUGUACAAUUUAAAGAAGAAUAUGAAAAAUAUGCUAACAAUAUAUGUUGGAUAAUGAAUACAUAUUAUAUUCCUAUGGAGCAUGAUAUUCCACCAGCUGAAACAAUACGAUAUGAACAAACAUUGAAAUAUUAUCAAUGGUCACCAUUUAUUCUUCUAUUUAUGGCAUUAUGUUUUUAUUUUCCACAUAUUGAAAAAUUAGUUGAUGCAGCUUUAAAACAAGAACAACAAGUUAAUCAACGUGCAGAACGAGAGAAAACAAUUAAUCAUAUUACAAAUUCAAUACGUGUCUAUAUUGAAAAUCGGUAUACUUCUCCAACACAACUUGAUUAUCGUGGAAAAAAUUGUUUUCAACAAUUUUGUUAUUCCCUAACAUUUUGGCGUCAUCAUCAUUUAAGUUCAUUUAUAGUUUUAUUAUUUACAUUUAUUAAAUUCUUAUAUCUUUUUAAUUCAUUAGUACAAAUAUUUCUGUUAAAUGCUUUUUUGGGUAAUGAUUAUCUUUUAUUUGGUUUUAAAGUUAUUGUAAAAUUUAUUCGUGGUCUUGAUUGGGGUGAAUCAAAACGAUUUCUACGUGUUACAUUAUGUGAUUUUCAUAUACGUGAAGUAGGUAUUGUACAUCGAUAUACAGUUCAAUGCGUUUUACCAAUGAAUUUAUUUAAUGAAAAAAGUGAUUUUAUAUCAUGGUUAUUACGUAUUAUACGCGUUGAUAGUCGUUCAGCAUAUGUAAGAAGAAAGUUAUCCAUGAAACGUGCAGCAAUAAAUGAACUUAUUGAUGAAUUUACUAGUCCGAAACAAAUCAAAUUAAAUGAAAAACUUCUUAGUGAAUCUUUUGUUCGCGAUUAUUUACAAGAAGAUGGUUGUUUUGUACUUCGUCUUCUUGCACGCAAUGGAGCAGAUAUUAUUGUUGGUGAAAUAAUUGAUAAAUUAUAUAAACAUUUUCGUACAAUUUAUAAUCAUGAUCAUAUCUAUUUUGAUUAG
Messenger RNA from Rotaria sp. Silwood2, 1152 nucleotides. Lineage: Eukaryota; Metazoa; Rotifera; Eurotatoria; Philodinida; Philodinidae. The record is from the annotation of a GenBank genome assembly.